Cannabis sativa is the source of this 489-nucleotide messenger RNA. RefSeq lists its product as uncharacterized. The transcript is spliced from 2 exons. Bases 1 to 489 code for a protein of 162 amino acids. Lineage: Eukaryota; Viridiplantae; Streptophyta; Magnoliopsida; Rosales; Cannabaceae. The record is from RefSeq and is a predicted model, not a curated record.
AUGCUAUCUGAUCAAGAAAAGUUUGUAGAGUAUUGUGAUGCAUCCAAGCAGGGUUUAGGCUAUGUGUUAAUGCAAUCAGAGAAGGUCAUAGCAUGUGCCUCACGACAACUGAAAGACUACGAGCAGGGUUAUCACACAAAUGACUUAGAACUGGUAGAAGUUGUGUUUGCUUUGAAGAUUUGGCGACAUUAUUUAUACGCCUCGAAUAUGUCUAGGGCAAACAUUGAGUUCGUGAUUGGAAUAUUGCAUAGUCUGACACUUCAGUUAGACUUGUUGGAGAGGAUUAGAAUGGCACAACUAGAAGAUCUUGAACUGCUUAAAAUUCGAGAAGAUGUCUUAGCAAGCAAAGCUAAGGACUUUUCAAUUUCUAGUAGUGGGAUGUUGUUGUUUAAAGCUCGGGUGUGUGUUCCGAGUAACAUUGAAUUUAAGAAGGAAAUUAUGGAUGAAGCUCACACUACCCCUUCCUCCCUGCAUUCGGGAACCACCUAG